AUAUAUGUAUGAUACACCUUGUGUAUAUACACAAUACAACGAAGCAACGUUCGGGGAACACGAUAAAAAUGGAGUUAGCUGUAGAUAGAUAGUGGCAUUUUACUCGGAUAUAACUACCUCACCGGAAAAAUCAAAUCACUUUGUUAAUAGUUCAUAUUCAGCAAGAUUGGAUUUUAUAAUUUGUGUCAAACCUUGGAGUAUUCUAUAACAAUGGAGUGUUUAGUUAGUAAAGAAUUUCUGGUAUAGGUGCGGAUCAUUGUGCCAAGGAAUAUAGAUCUUGAACUAUAUUGUGUUAUAAAUGAGAAUUGGUGGAUUUAAUUAAAACAUCUGUGAUUAUAUUAGUAACAGUAUGGUUUUAACACAGCAGACUCACAGUAGUGGAGAUGUGUCUCCUACCUAUGCCAACAUGGAUGAAAUUCAAGACUUGCUGAAGGCCUAUUCAAGUGAUGAAUACUUGGUAGUUACGGAGGCUGACCAAGGCUUGAUAAUGCAGUCCCAAUAUCGGGAUCCUCCCCCAUACCCUGGGCACAGCAAACAAAUGGGCCAGCCCAAUCUUCGUCAGAGUUUCUCUGGGAGUGAGACGAGUACGGAUGUUUCGGUUUCGUCCAUGGAGAACUUGUCAUCAUCACAGCGUCAGGAACCUCAAGGGGAGGAAACUGUCACUCCCUCCUACCACCACCACACGGAGUGCAGCGAGGAAUACAGCAUCAUGGCCCGCCUCGCUCAGGACUCAAAAUCACAACAGAGUAGUGUCCCUUAUUAUGGACAGGUACCUCAUCCCACAGAUAACCGGGGUUACCUUAAUAGUGGUCCGUUCUACCCCUGGACGCAACACGCCAACCUCCUGCCCCAGGGGCAGAAAGUUGGGGACAGUGGGAUGGGAGGUAAAGACUAUGGGGAUUCACAUAUGUGUUCAAUAUCUGCUGCUAAUACAGACUGGGCGUUCACGGGAUCUAAUCCACAACAAACGUCAAAUUUACAGGCAGCAUAUUUUACAACAUUAACGCCUCCACCACAGUACCCAGGAGCAAACGGAUUGUACGAAAAUAUGGACAGAACAAAAAUGAAAAGGUCAUAUGAGACUGUUGAAUCAGUGGAAAUAAAGUCAUGUCAUUCUCAGCCGGAUCUUCACAGAUACUGGGAAUCUCACAGUCCUGAAGUAUUAGCCGCACAACUCAACCCACAGCAACCGCCUUUCCAAAGACAAAGUUCACCUGCAGCACAUGAGUUAAACCCUCUUCGAACAACAGACAUGGUUGAAAUACUGACAGAAGAAAACAAAAGAUUACGAGAAGAUAUUAAUAUUUAUUGUAAAAAAGUCUCUAAACUUCAAAAGUUUGAGAUGGAAAUCCAAAAAGUUCAUGAGGCAUACGAGUCAUUAGUCCAGUCAUCACAGAAGAGAGAGAAACUAGAAAAAAUGAUGAAAAAACGACUUGAAGAGCAAAUAAGGAAAUUACUCUCGCAGAACAAGACAAUGAAAGAAAAGUUAGAAAAAUCUAGUCAUGGUUCUAAUAAUGAGCCUAGUCAAGGAGUAGAGAGAGAGGAAGGAACAUCAGCCUUGUUAGCAAAAAAUAAAGAACUACAGAAUCAGCGUGACCGUUUUGAGCUUGAGGUGGCAACACUUCGGACAACAGUGCAAGGUCAGAAGGACCAGUUGGACAUCUUGGAUGGUGCAUUGACCAAUGCUCAAUCCAACGUUGUCAGGCUGGAGAAGGAGUGUUGCGUGAAACAAGUCCAGAUGGAGCGACUUGACCAGUUACAGCGUGCAUUUUCAUUACUACAAGCAACAUGUGAGAAGCGGGAACAGAUGGAAACUAAACUUAGGACAAAUCUGGAGAAGAAACUUAUCAAGUCACAAGAGCAGACGAGUGUACUGCCUAAAACAGAACCUGGAAAAGAGACAGCCUCAGAGAUGAACAAUAUCUACUCCCUACAGCGACUUCUGAAUGAGAAAGAAGCAAAGAUUUUGCAGCUUGAGACAGAAGUUGUUAAGUGGGAGCAGAAAUACCUGGAGGAGAACAUGCGUCAGCUAACCCUACAGAACCCUGAACUGCAGGAAGGGUGGUCGUUUGACUCUGAACCAAUUCAACAUACACCUAAGGUUGGCCCUGUUGAAGAAGUGUUUAGGUCACAAAUCACUGAACUGGAGUCAAAAGUGAAGUCCUUACAGACCCAACUGGCAGAGAAGGAUGCCAUGAUUCGGGUGUUUCAGCGUGCACCCAUGACACGCAGCAGUAGUGUACAUACACUAAAUUAUUGUACACCACUACACUCACCUCGUCCUUCCCUUAUAGCCUCGGGAACACUUACACGGCAGGGCAGCCAAUCAGACACUAACAGUUAUCUUCCGACGACUCGUCAUUUCAAAACAGGCAGUACAAGUGCCUUAGAGACGGGGAGAAAAUUCUCUUUAGACUGCGAGAAUUUGAGUGAUUCCUAUAUCCCUGCCGAUAAGAAGUCUGAGGAUAAGGAAGAUUCAUCAGAAGAUGAAGGAGAUAAAGUUUGGCAAGUCUGAGGGGAUCCAAAUCCCUUAUUGUACCCUUCAUGCCACUGCAGGCUGGUGGGACCCAGCACCCAACUGGAGCUUGUAAACUUGUGGGAAUGUUAGGGAUUCCACAUCCCUAUUUCAACUCCAGGGUUUACCUGUCUCAGAGAGGUGGGCGUUGUAAACUGGUUGUUAAGUGUUUCCUUCAGUGAUAACAUAUGAGGAGAGAUGGGAGUUGUUGGACGAUAGUUGCCCUGUUUUGCCAUGUGUUGAUUGAUAACAAGGCAAACUCAGAGGUCAUUUCUUCUAGUCCUUAGAGAAGUAGAAACUACAGCUAUCCAGACUUUCGAGUGUCUAGUUACCAUAGAAACUAGCCUAGCAGCUUAAUCAGCUGGCCUUUUAAUGUCAACAGGUGACCAGUGUACCAUUGGAACAUGACUAGCAACGUUUCGUUAAAAUCCCUAAUAACGGAAACUUGCAAAGGAGCUUUAGUAGUCAUAAUGAUGAAAUGCUUGAAUUUGACAGUAAAACCUACAGGCAACAUUAAACAAUGUUUUUUAUGAAGAUCCGUGCACAGAUUAUAAAUCAAACAAUAAAAUACUACAUGAUUUAGUGCUAGUGAGAUGCAUUGUAUUGAUAAAAAGAAGAGCUUUUGAAUUCUUGACAUAGAUCAUUCAUGUGCCUGAAUAUUUGAUUUUUUUGUACCAAUUUUAAGUGCCAAUGACUGAUAAUUUAAUAUUCAACAGCUGAUGAAAUAAAGAAAUGUUCAUCUUUGCAAACCUUGAAAAGAAGAUGAAUUUCUUUUUCCUGAUCAUGAAGAGAACUUCUUGUUAGUUACCAAAACCAAACCAUUUACUAUAAUUUUUUUUUAAAGAAAGUACUGCAAAUGAUAAAGUAAAAUUUCGUAAAAAAUACGAUAAUGUGUAAGAAAUUUCGGAGGAUGGAAAAUUGGAAUUUUCGCAGGAUAACAUCCUGAUAAAGUAAAACAGCCAUUGAGACGUUUCGUGAAAGUUCGGAGACUUGUAGUGUAAAACACAGUUUCUGGGAACCAGAUUUAGACCUUAGUUUUGUUUGUCAAGCUUUCGUGGACUUGGGAUACGUCCCUCAGGAUACAUAUCUGUGCUUGGUCACACUAUGUAGACAAACCUAAGGUUGAUAUCUCUCAGACACUUGUGCUUUUCACUGCUGUUUCCAUAAAUUGAUGAUGCAAACAUUUUAAGCAUUCCAAUAUUGAAUGGUGGUUUUUUUUCUCUUUUUAUACAAUCAUGUUUAUGUUUCCUUAACCGUUCAUUGAGACCAAUAUGCUGAAAUAUGAAACAAGUUGAGCUUGUUUCCUACUAUAAUGUCCAUGAAAAUAUGACUAGGAGUGACCUUCAAGGUACUUUGAUUUUUUGGAUUCAUUGAUUCGUAGGAUUUUAAUUAUUGUCUUCCAUAUAUCUUCAACAUGAAUGAUGUUUUCUUUAUAAGUGAAUACAAGCUAUAUACUUCAGAGCUUUAGAAAUCAUUUUUGAAAUGCAAAAAUAUCCUGCCUGCUUUCAAUAAUGAUGGCUGAUUUGAGGCACUUCAAAACAAAAUCUUUCUUUGCUGUUUUUGUGAAAAAAAAGUAUUAAUGAAUGGGGGAAGUUUAUAUUGAAGAAUGGGUGUUUACUGGCAUACUGUUUAUUACUAUGAGCUGUUUUCAUUUACCGUUUUAAAACCAACGCUUGUUUUUGAAUGAGGAAUUAAUUUUUGAAGCCAUGCAAAAUUUUGUAUUGUUAAUAUGUCUGUUGUCAAUAUAUGUUGAGUAUGGUGUAUAUUUCACCAUAAGGAAUGAACUAUGACCUUUAAACUUUGAGGUUUAACUUUUGAUAUUAAGCAAUAGAUUUCUCGGCACAUUUUUGCAUAACCACAUUAUAGUUGUUGUCAUUGUGAAAAUUAAUUUUAGAAAAGUUUGAGUGUUUUCAUCAUCCAGACUGUAUUGCCUUUUGUUGUAGACAUUUGUCAUCUUCAGCCUCAAUAUCAUACAUAAGAAUUAACCUUCUCACUGCUGGCAAAUCAUUUGAAAAUGUGUUCAUACUAUAAAUGGUAGCUCAAAUUGAGUGUUUUUAAAAUGUGUUUCUUCAUUCAUGUUCAUUUUUAAAUUGGAAUGUUAUAAUUUUUUUUUUAAUUUUCCAACAAGAUGUUACCAAUGGUUCGCCAAAAAUGUUUUCCAACUUACUUUUUGUGUAAUUUGGCUAUAGAAAGACAGUUGUAAAUGUCAAACCUAUCCCUACAUCAGAAGAUACUCUUGAUGUUUUUAUCUGAAAGAAGCCAGAUAUAGUAUUUCAGAAGAAAUGAGACUGAACCCCAUAGCCUCUUACAGGCUAACCAAUUUAAAAAAACAUUUAAACAUGCUUACAUAAGCUGUGUUAUACACGUUUUGAAUAAGUUGUGAGUGGUACCUGGUGUUUACACCUGUUCACACCUGUUAAUUAGGGUUUCAUGUGCAAUAAUAUUACACCUAGAACAGGAAAUUGAUAUGUGGUGCUAUCUUGUUGGUAUGAAUUAUGUACAGUGUAUGUGAGGUACUGACACAAACUAUAUGUAUCUUAAAUUCUUUAUUUACAUAUAACAAAGCUAACUCUCUCCAUUUUCUGUUAUUAACAAAACAUUUUGAUGUGUACACAUUAAAACACUUUCCAUUUGUGGUAUGUUUAAACAAGGGUUAAUGUUUUAGAAGAAUGAUGACCUGAUGAUCAAGACAAGUUUUCCAAGUUGUGUUGCUGUUCAGUGAAACACAGGACUGAUAAAGUAGCUUAUAUUUAUAUUGAAGCUACCUAUCAUCAAAAUUUGCAUUCAAAAUUUCAGGAAUGAGACUCCUUUGUUAACAUUUUCAAUGAUCUGGUGUUAAUUGUUAAAUAAAACUUUUCAUAAGUGUUUUAAUAGUGCGUGCAUGAUACAGAUUUACAACAUAAGUGGUAUCCAGGUACAAUGCUAAAUAAAGAUCAGAAGACACAAACUAGAUGUUCAAGUCUUAGGAAUUUCAUUUUAUGAAAUAUUUUAAGUAAUUGUAAGAAAAAAGAAAAAAGUUCUGAUUAAAAAUCUGUGGCAGUGAGUCAUUUGAUUGUAGAUAUGUACUGCUAUUCAAGUUCAGUCAUACAUAACGUGUUCUACAAGGUGUGAUUCUAUCGGUAUUGCCAUACAAGCUUAAAUUAUUGCUUUGUUUAUUAGGGUUAAGAUCUACCACAGAUUUUCAAAAGAUUGGCAAAUGUUCAAGAAUUUGAGAACAGUGCGUGACAGAAAUUAAAUCCUUAAAAAUGCAGUGAAGACUGCCAAAUAUCUUAAAGGCUUAUUUUCUUAAAUGAUUAUAUUCAAUUUAAAUCUGUUUAAGUCUGUCUUGAAUUUUCAGAGCUUAAAAUAACAUUAAAUUCAUUGGUAUUAACAUAAUUUAAUGAUUGUUAAAUAGUUACGAUUGCUGUGUUAUUGAUGAAGAAUGCUUUUUGGUUUUUAAAAGAAACGUGUUUCAUCAAGCGUUUUUGAUGGACUUUAUUUUAUUUAGAGAACAUUUUAUCUGAGAUGAUAAAUAGUUCAGUUUUGAAAAGUUUUGUUUUAAUGGAGUCUUUUUCUUGGCGAUGUAUCUGAAUGAAAAGAAAAUACAAGUAUGAAAGCAAUAGUAUGAUGUUAGCGAGAGAAGUGGGGAAAGAAGAUAGAAAGAUUAAAGCAAGAAAAAUAGACAAGAUGAAGAGAAAUGCAGAUGUAUGAUAGAAAUAUUUAAAUAUUUAUGUUUAUUUAUUAUAUAUAUAUAUAAGCUAUGAUGGAGUUGUCCUACAUUAUACCAUUGUGAAAACAAUUUCCCUAUUUUGUAUAUACACCUGUCCGAAUGUGUGUGAAUCCCUGUUAGCUUGGCGUUCACUCGUCAUAACAUGUCAGGCUAGCUAGGAAUGACACACCUGUGUACAGGUAAAUUUUCUAAUGUGCCAAGUUUUUGUACAAAAUACCUUAUCAGCUGGUCUGUGAUCCUCCUGUAAAUAUUUUGUUGAUAAUUUGAAUGAAACCAAUAAAAUAUGAAUAUUACAAGAUA
Messenger RNA from Ylistrum balloti, 6524 nucleotides. RefSeq names its product angiomotin-like. The transcript has 14 exons. Gene Ontology annotation, cellular component: bicellular tight junction; cytoplasmic vesicle; plasma membrane. The coding region runs from base 350 to 2515 and encodes 721 amino acids. NCBI's taxonomy places the organism in Eukaryota, Metazoa, Mollusca, Bivalvia, Pectinida, Pectinidae. Gene Ontology annotation, biological process: actin cytoskeleton organization; regulation of cell migration. The record is from RefSeq and is a predicted model, not a curated record.